AUGUAUCGUCGAUCGUCGGCGAAGGAGCGAGUUAAAUGUUCAUUGAACUCGAUCGCGAAUUACGUGCAGUUGAUGUGCCCAUACGUUUCCAUCGCUCGUCUAAUGGGAUUUAUUCCGUACAAUAUCGUAUCAUCGAAAUUUGUGUACUCUAAACCGUACUUUGUUUACUCUACAAUUAUAUUCAUCAGUUACAUGAUGUACUUAGCUUUUUGCACAUACCAAAUCAAUUUCCAUUACCGCGAAAUUUACACAUUCAUGUUACGAAGAUUGCACGUAACUUUUAACAUUAUUUUCGGCCUUGUUCUGUUCACCUCUGCUUACGCUUCGAAACGAUCGGUCUUAUACCUAAUCGAAAGAACAUCUCAGAUUUCUCGAAUGCUGCCUCCGAAUAUUUUUUCCAGCUUGGCUAAGAACAUGUACACGAAAGACGCGCUGAUGUUCUUCCUGUCCUUCAGUUUGACUCUGUACCAGUUCACGAAUUACACAAAACCACUGCUGUGUGCCGUUUGGAUUAUUUUCUUCGCGAUUCUCAUGAUAAACACGCUGUACACGAAUAACGUAUACGUGCUGGAAGCCUGUCUCAAAGAGAUAAACGACGCUCUCGUGAAGCUGAGGGAAAUUUUAAUUAACGACGAGCCUCACUUGCUCAGGAGAGUUUAUCACUCGCGAAAGAAUCCCAUAUUACUGGCCGAGCUGAGGACGCUUAAGAAGCAGCACCUGGAGAUCAGCGAAGUCGUUAGAAUGAUGGACUCAGCGUUUGGUGCACCUAUUCUGACGAUAUUGAUCUUGUUAAUGAUCGAUAUCUCGUUUAAUCUUUACAAGUACCUUGUAAUGAUAAAUCAAGGAGGCAGAGUCACAGAAUUGUUCUCCAUCAACUUGUUCUUCGUAUUUUAUCAUGUCUUAGAAGUAAUUUUAAUUAUUUGGUUAACCGAGAAAUCCAAGACUCAAUGCCGGUAG
This is a messenger RNA of Ceratina calcarata, 957 nucleotides long. RefSeq lists its product as uncharacterized. Lineage: Eukaryota; Metazoa; Arthropoda; Insecta; Hymenoptera; Apidae. The record is from RefSeq and is a predicted model, not a curated record. The transcript has a single exon. Gene Ontology annotation, cellular component: membrane. Bases 1 to 957 code for a protein of 318 amino acids. Gene Ontology annotation, biological process: sensory perception of taste.